GCAAAUACAUUGGGCGUGGCUUGAUAUUGUGAUAUGAUUGGUUUAAAAACCCUCGUAAUUUAAAGAGGGAAAGCCGACUGCGACAAGGAAACUAACCCCCUGCGGACUCCUCUUUUCUCCCCUACAAAUAUGGCAAGUCUUUGUUAACUUUCACACGACUUCGUCUUCUUCCUUAGCCGCUGGCUUUUUCAAUCCUAUGUCUGCUGCUUUUUGAAAUCUGGAAGAUCCGUUUGUGGACUUUAAUGCCAAUUUGAAAUAUAAUUAUUUCUUCAUUGCAGAAACUCCAUUAAACCCCAUCCCCCAUUCUUCUGCCAAAAGGGGUCACCGAGAAUCUCUAAUUUCUGUGGAAUUGAACUCUAGAGGUUUCAAGUUCAGAGGUUGAACCUUCAAUCUCAAUGGGGGAAGCUCCAGCUUUUGUUGCAGAAUAUGGGGUUGGAGAUCGUGACAGUGGAGUUGCUUUGAAGUCUAACGAAAACAAAGUAGCCAUUGAUAUCGGCAGCAAAACAUAUGUUCUUAGUGGUGGAGCUGAUCAUGAACCAGUGUCAACAAUUGAAGUUCAGAUUUAUGAAAAUUCCAUUGGAAAAUGGGUAAAUCCAGCUGUUAUGGGAACCACCCCCAAGGCAUCUAAUAAGGGCUUCUCAGCGUUUCUUUUAAAUGGUGAAAGGGUAUUGGUUAUCAUGAAAAAGUCAACCCUCUCUGAUAGCUUUUGGUUUCUUGAGGUGAAUACCCCUUUUGUUAGAGAACAACAGAAGAACUUUGAAACAAAAGUGGUAGCCUGGAGCAGAGGAGUAUUAGGUCAUGCUGAGAGGCCAAUUGUUAUCAGUGGUCCUUCUGGAGUGGGAAAGGGAACAUUGAUAUCCAAAUUAAUGGAAGAAUUUCCAUCAAUGUUUGGAUUUUCUGUUAGUCAUACUACCAGGGCUCCUAGAGUGAAGGAACAAGAUGGUGUUCAUUACCAUUUUUCUGAGCGAAGUAAAAUGGAGGAAGAGAUAAGGGAUGCGAAGUUUCUUGAGUAUGCCACUGUUCAUGGGAAUCUAUACGGAACUAGUGUAGAAGCUGUUGAAGUGGUUGCUGAUUCUGGAAAGAGAUGCAUACUUGACAUUGAUGUUCAAGGAGCAAAGUCUGUGAGGGCUAGUUCUCUUGAAGCCAUUUUCAUAUUUAUCACCCCCCCUUCAUUUGAAAAGCUUGAGCAGCGCCUUCGGGCAAGGGGAACCGAGACUGAAGAACAGAUCCAAAAGCGUCUCCGGAAUGCUAAGGAAGAGCUUGAGAAAGGGAAAUCCCCUGGCCUCUUUGAUCAUAUCCUGGUCAAUGAUGACCUUGAGAUUUGCUACCAGUCCCUCAAGGCUAUACUGGGACUUGGUGAAGGCGUCAAGAACCUAGAUAAAACGAGUCCGAAAUUAGCCGACUUGCCCAUGGGGAUUCAUGUGUCAAUUGUUGACCAGAAGAAGAUACAGAUGAACUGUGAUCUUGCAGAAAAGGAAAGCAGUAUGUGUAAAAGGUUUAUUUUGGACUUAUCAUUGCUCAAGGGCGGAGCACCAGGACGAACAAGAGGACUAAACCUUCACGCCAUUGAUUCUCCUUCUACAGAUGCUGAACAACUCUCCUUGCCAAGCUAACGUUUGCAAGACCGGAAGUGAAACCUUAAUCCGUUUCUGGGUUUUUAGUUAUUCUUUUUUUAAUUCAAGUUUUUCUUUUCCAGUGACCAUAAAGAGAUAGGGUUUAGCGGGAUUCUAAUUCGUAAACGAGUGUUUCAGGGUCGUGAAAAUGUGAAUUUUGCAGAUUUAUUUACGUGAUUAUGUCAUGCCACCGGUUCACCAAUUAUUCAUUCAGCCAGAUGAUUCUUUUUUUUUUCC
Messenger RNA from Cuscuta epithymum, 1850 nucleotides. Lineage: Eukaryota; Viridiplantae; Streptophyta; Magnoliopsida; Solanales; Convolvulaceae. The record is from the annotation of a GenBank genome assembly.